Eurytemora carolleeae is the source of this 4213-nucleotide messenger RNA. RefSeq names its product synaptogenesis protein syg-2. Bases 1 to 3957 code for a protein of 1318 amino acids. Gene Ontology annotation, molecular function: cell adhesion molecule binding. Gene Ontology annotation, cellular component: cell-cell junction. The record is from RefSeq and is a predicted model, not a curated record. Gene Ontology annotation, biological process: cell-cell adhesion. NCBI's taxonomy places the organism in Eukaryota, Metazoa, Arthropoda, Copepoda, Calanoida, Temoridae. The transcript has 18 exons.
AUGGUUUGGGUAGAUGAAGGAGGAGGGGGGAAGGUCGAUGGGUAUAACCGAGAGCUGCCCGGGUUCAAGCGGUACUCAGUAGUGGGUACAGAUGAGAGCGGAGUAUUCAAUCUUCAAAUCUUGAAUUCAACUUUGCAAGAUGAAGCAGAAUACGAAUGCCAGGUUGGUCCUAACGGAACUAACAAAGCUAUCAGAGAAUCUGCAAGACUUCAUGUGUUAUUGCCCCCGACCAAAGCAGAAUUUGUUGGAUAUUCCUCUGGUUCUCAGCUUGUUGUCCAGGAGAACGAAGAUAUUGAGUUGAGCUGUAGGGUUGAAGACGCUAAACCUAAACCAGAUAUUAUCUGGUAUAUCGGUGGCGUAGAAAUCACUAAAGGUCGCCGAGAGGAUGUGGAAGAGAAGGGAUCAACGGAUCGACGAAUUACUGUUUCGUCGACGAUUCGUUUUCGUCCAACUGCUGUGGAUAACUUGAAGACGAUUGCGUGUGAGGCUCAGCAUCCCGCGCUUACUGGAGGCGCCCUCACUGCAUCUUUGCAAAUAUUUGUUCAAUACCCCCCUGGACACCCUGUGAUAACUGGAUACACCCCUGGAGAGCCUAUAAAAAAGGGGUCUAGGGUAUCCCUAUCUUGUAAAUCGGAGGGGGGCAACCCCCCUGCCACCCUUACCUGGUACAGGGAAGGGGAGAGGAUAGAUAGUUCAUAUACUGAUCUAGAGGAUGGGUCAACCAAUACAUAUGAGUUCAUUGCUCAGGCUAAGGAUAACAAUGCAGUGUAUACAUGCUCGGCUUCUAAUGAUCUUAUUAAGACCCCUCUGCAGGCUGAUAUUAACAUCCAAGUACUAUAUGGUCCUGAGGAGGUUCGAAUAAUCGGUGAAUCUGAAGCUCGAGCUGGCGACCUACUCUCUUUCGAAUGUGUCACCUCGGAUUCGAACCCGCCUGUGGAUGUCUGGUGGGUCGUUGACGGCCGGGCAGUCCAGGGAAAUCAUACCCGGACACUUGCCUCCGAGGGUAGCGGAGGUUGGUUUACAAGAACCAAUAUAACUGUUCGGAUCGGAGCCAGGGAUACAGCCAAGAAUAUUCAGUGCCAUGCAGUAAAUCAGGCAGUUGGAGAAACUAAAGUUCAAACCCACACUGUUGGAGUUUUAUAUCCAUUCGAAGCUCCGCGGAUUAUCGGCUAUGACUCUAAGAAUUCUCUAACGGGAGGAGUAGAGGAGAAGAUUAGGUGUACUUCACAGGGCGGGAACCCCCUGGCUACACUUCAAUGGUUUCAUAGAGAUACAGAGAUACCUAGUGAAUACAUUCCAGGAGACAACCAUGCAACGGCCGUACUCGUCCUUAACCCAAACAUUACUGAUAACGGCGCCGUGUACCGAUGUGUCGCUAGUAGUCGGGCCGUGGCUAAGCCGGUCGAAACGACCGUUCGAUUUGCCGUGAAGUACGCUCCUAGCGCUGUGAAAAUCCAGAUACUUCCAGAUAGGUUACACCAGGGUACUGAGGCUACACUAGAGUGUGAGAGUGGUGAAUCAAACCCUCCCUCUACCCUAGUCUGGAUACAUAACGGAGUACCACUCAGCGGUCAGCUGUUCACCCAGCAGGGCAGCUACGGGGGUAAGAUCAGCAAGAACGUUCUUAAGUUCAAGGUGAAGACAGAGGAAAACGGGUCGGUGUUCACCUGCAAGGCGGAGAACGAGGUGGGGGAGGCCAUAGAUGCAGUCACCAUGUCUAUAGCAUAUAAACCUGUUUUUCCUGUGCUCUCUGGACCUGUCGAGGUGAAGGAAGGAGAGGAAUUAAUAUUAAAUAUGACAGCUCAUGGGAACCCUCAGAACAUGGAGUAUAGGUGGAGUAGUCCUACAGGGGAACUCCUGUCCCAGGAGUCUAAGGAUGGAGUACGGGUUGAAGGAGGUGUCUUGAAUAUAUCCCGUGUCCUGAAGGAGUUUGCUGGCACCUAUAAGGUGUCCGUCAAUAACUCGGAAGGAGUGGCAAAUACUAGCUUUAAACUUGAUAUCCUUUAUUCACCAAGGAUUACUUCUCUCACUGAAUACGUAAUGGUGGAGGAAGGAGAUACGGCUGUAUUUGAAUGUCUCUUUCAUGCUAAUCCGCUGACACUGGAUGGUAUAGUCUGGAGAAGGGAGGAGGGAGAGGGAUGGAAGACCCUGAGACGGGGAGAGGAUACACCCACCAGCUCAGCAUCAUGGGAGGAGAUAGGUGGGAACAGUAUCAACUCCAGGCUAGUGCUCAGGAAUGUUUCGGAGAAGGAUAUCGGGAGGUUUCUCUGUGCAGUGGAUAAUGGGGUUGGAGAAGAGACAGUUAAGGAGACAUAUCUUCUAGUUUCAAGUAAGCCCCGGAUGGUUGUCUCUAAGCAUCUGUCUAAGUCAGCAGCUGGUAACCGUGAGACCGGUGAACUGCGCUGCCGAGCUGAGGGAGCUCCCAACAUAACAUUUACCUGGAGGCGUACCAAGGGAGAGCUAGCUGCCGGCAAUAAAUAUGAGGUUUUCAACACUAGAAUCAAUCCUUUAGUCUGGGAAUCCAUCUUCCAUGUGAGGGAUGUUAACCCCGCCGAUUAUGGAGUUUAUGAAUGUAUCGCUAGGAACAGGAACGGGGUCUCAAAGACUCAAAUUGUGCUCCAGGAACCCACUGUUCCGGAUAAACCGGAUCAGUUCCGUGUUCUAAAUGUUACCGGAGACUCUGUGAUUUUAGCCUGGGAGCCAGGGUUUGACGGGGGUAGAGAGCAGAUAUACAGGAUUCAAUACCACAGGAGGAACCCUGGGAGUAUGUACAAGCAACCAAGUUACUAUGAUGUAUACCCGAUGAACUCUACCUCUGUUCUGAUCUCCGGGUUGACCAGCUCCAGUCUAUACGCCUUCUCCAUCCAGUCUCUUAAUGACCUCGGAGAGUCAAGCUAUACCAAGGAUAUUGAGGCCAAAACUUUAUCUGACACGUCCCAGACAUCUAACCAACCUUUAGUUGAUGGUCUUACUGACACCACCAGUCAAAAUAUCCCAGUGAUCAUAACCAUAACUGUAGCUGUUUGUGGUACACUCCUACUCCUCCUAGCAGUUGUACUCAUCACAUGCCUAGUACACAAAAGAAAGAUGAAGAAGAGUACAGCAAGCAGGUCCUCCAGUUCAAACAGUACAAAGUCAGCAGCUCAGGACGGGUUGUUUAAUGGAAGCCAGGGAACAUCUUGUUACAAUGAUACUAUGUCAGAAGAAACAAUGAGUUCUAUCUCGGAGAAAAGUGGAAGCUAUAUAGCACCCAUUGAUGGACGACUUUCUGGACUUCCAUACUUGAUGCCGAGUGAAGGAUACAGACCUCAUGCUGCCAGCACCUAUCUCACAGACCAGGUGGGCGGUAUCUACUCCGUGGACCAGGGGAGAGAGAUAGGGUUUACGUCCUCCAACCUACCCCUCAACAUGGCCAAGACACAGUUCACUGAGGAUACAGAGUCACAGUAUGCAGAUGAACUCAGGAGACAGGCAUAUAUUCAAACAUUAGCAGCCAAACCGGAUCUGAUUCAGGUUAAAGGAGACGGGUACAAUAUAUCACAGAUCGGAUCCUCCAUCAGUUACCCAAACUCACCGAUCGCGGAUUACUUCCCGAGCGAUCUCAUGGAGUCUGAUCUUCAAGAAAUUGAUCGACUACGUCUUGAUCAUCAAUCUCUUCAUCCUAUCAACAACUUUCCGACUGGUUCCGUCACACUCGGCCGGAACUCUGGACGAUUCGGCUCAAGGAAAAGUUCUUUUACACCGGUGAAACCGUCCAGCGGUGGUGGCAGGGGCGGACCCCUUUCCACUCCCCCAGCUUGCAGCACUCCGCAGAACCAUUUCCCUAUUCUCUCCGGUCUCAAUUCUCCUAACAGAAAUCUUCCGGAAUUUUCAACUUUCGGCACUUAUGGAGUGCAGGGCGGCCAUCUUCCCCAGUUACGUGAGGAAAUCCACGAACCAAACGGCCAUCUUGUUUAGUGUACACAAAAUCAUGACUAUUAAAAACCUCGCCAUGGUUUGGUGAUUAAAACGCCUAGCUAAAACAAUAUUAGUUGUAUUCAAUUAUUGAAGUUAUAAAAAAGUGAUUUAAUGCGUUAACUUUGUUGUACAUGAUUUAGCAUAAUUUAGCAAAUAUUCGUUUUUAAUGUCUUUGAAGCUGUACAGUGUACAUUGUACUGUGUACAGUGUAUUAUUACAAGACUUAAAUUGAUUACAGCCAAAGAUGAUUUAAUUG